Molecule: messenger RNA, 450 nt
Organism: Adineta ricciae
Lineage: Eukaryota; Metazoa; Rotifera; Eurotatoria; Adinetida; Adinetidae
Source: the annotation of a GenBank genome assembly
AUGCUGUCUUUUGUGUUUGCCAUAUCUACUAAAUCGAAAGACUAUGUUAAACAUCAUGUACCAAGAUACCUACAGCAAUAUGUACAAUUGGGCACAAUGACCAACAAUCGUAGUUCACCAUUGACAGAUGUAGAACUUACACCGAACGUAGCGGAAUUUGCUGAUCGUUCUGGAUUUGUUAUUUAUAUCGAAAUAUUACCAGUUCUUGUAACGGAUAAAAUCGAAUCGAUUAAAAAGCAACUAAAACUUUAUCCAAGAUUUGCAAAUGUUGAAUUGAAAUCAUUAGAAAACUCGAUCGGACUAAUGGAUCAACAAACUUCGGACCUACUAUGGAAAUAUUUAUCAGACUCCCUUUCGGACAUACAAUCACAACAACAAGAUGAUAAUACUUUAACGGACUAUGCGAUCCAAAGUGAAUCAACGUUGAUGAUGACACUUCGCUUUAAGUGA